AUUACAGAUUCCGUACGAUACAGUCAAUAACAACAGAAACUAGCCAAAAUAAGUGACGAAAGGACGGAUAUAACGAUGCAGCUGAACGAUUGUUGUUUGUGCCUGAAUACAUUCACGGAUAGCAGCUUGUCCAUUGAUAAACCGGAUCUUAAGUCCCAGAUGGACAAGGUGUUUUACUUUUCGGUCGAACUUGAUGAAGGCCAACUGCGAAAUGUUUGCCACAACUGUUCGCACAAAAUUGCUGAGUUUUACGACUACUCGGAGAAGGUUCGAGUAAACCUGGGGAAGCUUUCGGGAUCGGUGUCGAUCGAGGAUAUCAAAAUUGAACCAGCAGAACUCGACAUUGGUGAGGAAGCUAAUGUUGAGGAUUCUGUUGAUGUUAAGGAAGAGCUUUUGGAUAGCGAUAAAGAGGAGUUGAUCGCUGAGGCUCCUCCACCGGUUAAGAAGCCGAAGAAGAAGCUGAUCAACAUAAAACCUAAAGAACAAUUGGCCGAAGAGAACAAGAAAUUGAACGAAUUCUUCCAGAUGAGGUGUGACAUGUGUGAGGAAACGGCGGAAUCUUUCAACGCGCUGAAGAGUCACUUCCGGUCGAACCAUGGCCGGCAUGGGUACAUUAUGUGCUGCAAAAAGAAACUUUCAAAGCGCACACAUUUGCUUGAACAUCGUGAGUGGCAUCUGAACCCGAAGGCGUUUCGAUGCGAGUUGUGUAACAAGAACUACAAGAACAAGUUCUUUCUGUCGGUGCACCAGCUCAAAGUACAUGGCACAGACGAGGAUCGUCCCUUCAAGUGUGACCAAUGUCCUCAGUCGUACGUCAAAUCCUACCAGUUGCGACUGCAUCUGGAGAGCCACAAAAAGGUCGAAUGCCCCAUCUGCCACCGGGUGCUGGCCAACAAGACCACGCUAAGCUCUCACAUGACGAACGCCCACAGCGACGUCGAUCGGCGGAUGAUCUGCGAGACGUGCGGGCAGGGAUUCCUCAGCAAAACCACCUUCGAGCGGCACGUGAAGGCGCACGCCGGAAUCGAGGUGAUCCAGCGGGUGCAGUGCCAGAUCUGCCAGAAGUGGCUUCGCGGCGAGAUAGUCCUGAGCCGACACAUCGCGUAUGUGCACGGCGAUCCGGGCCAGAUGCACGUGUCGUGUGACGUAUGCCAGCAGGUCUACCCCAGCCCGAGGGCCCUGGCCAGCCACAAACGGACGGUGCACGUGCCCGAGAGGUUCGAGUGCGAGUUUUGCGACAAGAAGUUUAAGCAGCAAGUUAAUUUGCGGGAACAUCGAACGCAGCACACCGGAGAACGGCUGUACGCUUGCGAGCACUGUGAUGCGACGAUGAACUCGAGGGCGCACUUUGCCGUGCACAUCAAGAAGCAUCAUCCGGUGGAGUGGGCGGCGAAGAAACAGGAUGUAGGGGGUUAGGAUUUGUAUUGAGAUUUAUCAUAAAAUAAACAAGCUUUUUAAGUGGA
Molecule: messenger RNA, 1463 nt
Organism: Culex pipiens pallens (northern house mosquito)
Lineage: Eukaryota; Metazoa; Arthropoda; Insecta; Diptera; Culicidae
Product: transcription factor grauzone-like
Exons: 2
Coding region: 76-1416 (446 amino acids)
Cellular component (GO): nucleus
Molecular function (GO): DNA-binding transcription factor activity; zinc ion binding
Source: RefSeq, a predicted model, not a curated record